AUGACGGUGGUGCGUACUCUGUACCCAGCUAUCGCCGUUCCUCUUCCUCUUUCAAACCUUUCCGUCAGGACCAAUUUGGCUGUUCGAUGCAGUAGCCUCCACUCGCAACCGCAACUCGACUCGCGCAAGUUAGUUCAUUCAGUGAAGGAAAAGCUUGAGAAAGAACACCACAGCCUCCCUGUUGGAAAAAAUGGAAGGGAUGACGAAGAUAUGAUACUGUGGUUUCUCAAAGAUCGCAAGUUUUCUGUGGAAGAUGCUAUUUCCAAGUUGACUAAAGCCGUUAAAUGGCGUCAAGAUUUCGAGGUGUCUAAAUUGACCGAAGAAACUGUUAAAGAGGCUGCUCAAACUGGAAAAGGAUAUGUACAUGACUUUCUAGAUAUCAAUGACAGACCUGUGCUUGUGGUGGUUGGAUCAAAGCAUAUUCCUAUGGCACUGGACCCUGCAGACGAUGAGAGGCUGUGUGUUUUCUUAAUUGAGAAGGCAUUGAGUAAGCUUCCAACUGGGCAAGAACAAAUACUUGGAAUAGUUGAUCUCAGAGAUUUCAGAACAGAAAAUGCUGAUCUUAAAUUCUUGACAUUUCUGUUUGAUGUAUUCUACUAUUACUAUCCCAAGCGAUUGGGUCAAGUAUUAUUUGUGGAUGCACCUUUUGUUUUUAAGCCAAUUUGGCAGCUAGUCAAGCCCUUGUUAAAAUCAUAUGCUUCUCUGGUGAGAUUUUGCUCUGCACAGACUGUUAGGAAGGAAUAUUUUACAGACGAAACUUUGCCACCAAACUUCAGAGAUUGA
Molecule: messenger RNA, 783 nt
Organism: Sphenostylis stenocarpa
Lineage: Eukaryota; Viridiplantae; Streptophyta; Magnoliopsida; Fabales; Fabaceae
Source: the annotation of a GenBank genome assembly